Molecule: messenger RNA, 1200 nt
Organism: Symbiodinium natans
Lineage: Eukaryota; Dinophyceae; Suessiales; Symbiodiniaceae
Source: the annotation of a GenBank genome assembly
AUGAUGCCAUACCACUACGGCCUCUCUGGCCAAGCCGUGAUGGCUUUUGCGUCUAUCCCACCAGCCAGGAUGGAUCUUGAGCCGACCGUCGUGGAUGAGGUUCGCACCGGCACGUACCGUCAGCUCUUCCACCCGGAGCAGCUGAUCUCCGGCAAGGAGGACGCCGCAAAUAAUUUCGCACGCGGACACUACACGAUCGGGAAGGAGAUUGUCGACCUGGUGCUCGACAGGAUCCGCAAGUUGGCCGACAACUGCCACUGGGCUGUCCGCUUGGAACCGGCCCACGCAGAAGUUCAGACCCUGCGCCUGUCCGUGGACUACGGAAAGAAGAGCAAGAUUUCCUUCACCGUCUGGUGCUGCCCACAGGUGGCGACAGCAGUCGUCGAACCGUACAACACGGUCCUGUGCGUCCACUCCCUGUUGGAGCACACAGAUGUAACCAUCAUGUACGACAACGAGGCGCUGUAUGACAUUUGCCGCAGGAACUUGGACAUUGAGCGCCCGACCUACACGAACCUGAACCGUCUCAUCGCCCAGAUCAUCAGCUCCCUCACGGCCAGCCUUCGCUUCGACGGAGCCUUGAACGUCGACAUCACCGAGUUCCAGACGAACCUGGUGCCCUACCCGCGCAUCCACUUCAUGUUGACGUCCUACGCCCCGGUCAUCUCCGCAGAGAAGGCCUACCAUGAGCAGCUCUCCGUGGCCGAGAUCACGAUGUCCGUCUUUGAGCCGGCUUCCAUGAUGGUCAAGUGCGAUCCCCGACAUGGGAAGUACAUGGCCUGCUGCAUGAUGUACCGUGGCGACGUGGUGCCCAAGGACGUGAAUGCCGCAGUGGCCACCAUCAAGACCAAGCGCACCAUCCAGUUCGUGGAUUGGUGCCCGACCGGCUUCAAGUGUGGCAUCAACUACCAGCCGCCGACUGUCGUCCCAGGUGGAGACCUGGCCAAGGUCAUGCGCGCGUGCUGCAUGAUCUCGAACUCCACCGCCAUCGCGGAAGUCUUCUCCCGCAUCGACCACAAGUUCGACCUCAUGUACUCGAAGCGCGCCUUCGUCCACCACUAUGUCGGCGAAGGCAUGGAGGAAGGCGAGUUCUCCGAGGCGCGCGAGGACCUGGCGGCCCUGGAGAAGGACUACGAGGAGGUGGGCAUCGAAACGGCCGAGGGAGAAGGUGAGGAAGAAGGCUACGGAGAUGAAUUCUGA